This is a messenger RNA of Melanotaenia boesemani (Boeseman's rainbowfish), 1330 nucleotides long. RefSeq names its product calretinin-like. The transcript is spliced from 11 exons. Gene Ontology annotation, biological process: regulation of long-term synaptic potentiation; regulation of presynaptic cytosolic calcium ion concentration. Lineage: Eukaryota; Metazoa; Chordata; Actinopteri; Atheriniformes; Melanotaeniidae. Gene Ontology annotation, molecular function: calcium ion binding. The coding region runs from base 99 to 914 and encodes 271 amino acids. The record is from RefSeq and is a predicted model, not a curated record. Gene Ontology annotation, cellular component: synapse; terminal bouton; dendrite.
CGGCCGAGGAGACGUAGCGCACAAGUGAGGAGCGCUGCACCGGGAAAAGUUUACCUCAAACUAUCACAGACGAGUUAAAGGAGAGAGAAGCAGCAAAAAUGGCAACUCAGGCUGACCAGCUACCCCAUCUGCACCUGGCAGAGCUCACCGCAGCGCAGUUCAUCGACAUCUGGAAGCAUUAUGAUAAAGACGGAAAUGGUUACAUUGAAGGAAAGGAGCUGGAGAAUUUCUUCACAGAGCUGGAAACUGCAAGAAAAGGAGCAGGAGUGGAUCCCUCGCAUGCUACAUUCAAAGAAAAAAUGAAGGAAUUCAUGGCCAACUUUGACAAGAAUUCUGAUGGCAGAAUUGAAAUGUCUGAGUUGGCCCAAAUUCUGCCCACAGAAGAAAACUUCCUGCUCUGUUUUAGAGAGUUUGUUGGAUCCAGUGCUGAAUUCAUGAAUGCCUGGCGGCGGUAUGACACUGACCGUAGUGGCUACAUUGAGUCGAAUGAGCUUAAGGGCUUUCUUUCAGACCUGCUGAAGAAGGCUAAAAGAAACUAUGAUGACAAGAAGCUCAAUGAGUACACACAAACAAUUCUAAAUAUGUUUGACCUCAAUGGUGAUGGUAAGCUGGGCCUCUCUGAGAUGGCAAGGCUUUUGCCAGUCCAGGAGAAUUUCCUGCUCAAGUUUCAGGGUAUUAGACUCACCGUUAAAGAAUUUGAUUCCAUCUUCACUUUCUAUGAUCAGGACGGUAAUGGCUACAUUGAUGAGCAGGAGCUGGAUGCUUUGCUGAAGGACCUCUGUGACAAGAACAAAAUGGAUGUGGACUCGACCGGACUUGGGGGUUACAAGAAGAGCAUCAUGGCUCUGUCUGAUGGCGGGAAACUGUACCGCACUGAGAUGGAGAUCGUCCUCUGCCGGGACUCGACGCUGUGACCUUCCUGCUUGGGAUCCUGCCAACUUCCUGCAUUGCUUCCUCCUUCCUACCUCCUGAUAUAACCUGGUGCAUGUGUGACCCUUAACCUCGCCACACUUAGAUUGAAAACAAAUGUGCUCCCGAAACACAAAGUGUACUGCUGGGCUUGCUGUUACAAAUCUGUACCCUUCUAAAUGUUUUUUUUUUCUUGUUUGUUUUUUUACAUGCAGUCGUUUAGUUAUAUUGCCAUUUCAAUGCCAGCAGGAAUCGUGUAUUUAUUUAUUUGACUUAAUAUGCAUUUGUAUUUUUAAAUUAAUAUAUUCCUCUCCUAAUGUGUUUAAGAUGAAUUCUCCUGUUGUGUAUCUCUUUGUUUUAUUCGCUGCAGUUUAAUUUAUUAUGAGCUUAUUUUAUUUGAUGAGGCUUGUACUGUUCCAUU